UUCCUAUGAGAAGACCGGUCUGCAGCAGUAUUAUCCGGGAAGUGCCUGCAGCUCUCCUGGAGGGCGCUGGUGGAUUCAGGAUGGGGCACAAGGCCAAAUGGAUGCUGAAAAUUGAAAAAGCGAAUAUUCUUGACUGUGACGUCAUUGUUCAAGUUUACGACACUUUUUUGAGUCCAAAAGAUGCAAAGUCGGUGCUGACAAUGAGUUGUGCAAGUCCUGAUCCUGGGGUCAUCUACAUCAACUCCUCAACUUUAACUGUCAGGUUAAAACACAACAACGCUACCGACUACACUUUCUCCAUCAUCGCCACCGCCAGGAAAGUCUCCAGCAAGCCUGAUGUGGCAUGCCAAGGGUUCAAGUGUGAGUCUGGGCCCUGUGUUGCCAAAUCACUGAUCUGCGACGCCGUGGACAACUGUUUUGAUUACAGUGACGAAUCCAUCAAUGGGACAGCCUACUGUGAGGCUGGAUUUUGGCCAUUCCAGGGAGAGAACUGGGGAGUGCUAGCUAGCGUCCUUGGAGCAGCUGUAGUGCUGGGGAUCACAGCCGCUUGCUGUCGUCACAUUCGAGGCAAACGCAGGAGCUCUAUAGAUGAACUUUAUGAACGCAAUGAGGGUCCUUAUGUCCAUAAAUACGCAUAUCGCUACGCCAUAAUACGACCUCCGAAGAAACCUAACCAGACCAAUGUGGUUCUAGGCAGAGAUGGACAUAUGCAUUACAACGCCACCACUGUGUGA
Messenger RNA from Candidula unifasciata, 734 nucleotides. NCBI's taxonomy places the organism in Eukaryota, Metazoa, Mollusca, Gastropoda, Stylommatophora, Geomitridae. The record is from the annotation of a GenBank genome assembly.